AUGUCCAUCCCCAGUGCCCCUCCUCCGUAUGAGGACCGCAACCCCCUCUACCCUGGCCCCCCACCCUCUGGGGGCUAUGGGCAGCCAUCUGUCCUCCCGGGUGGGUACCCCGCCUACCCUGCCUACCCGCAACCUGGCUACGGUCACCCCUCUGGCUACCCACAGCCUAUGCCCCCCAUCCACCCGAUGCCCACAAACUACGGUGACGGCUAUGGUGGGGAAGAGAGAGCAGUGAGUGACAACUUUGGGCCUGGAGAUUGGGAUGACAGGAAAGUCCGACACACCUUCAUCCGAAAGGUUUACACCAUCAUCUCCAUCCAGCUGUUGAUCACAGUCGGCAUCAUCGCUAUCUUCACCUUCGUGGAACCAGUUGGCAAGUUCGUGAAGAGAAAUGUGGCUGUCUACUAUGCAUCCUAUGCUGUCUUCCUGGCUACCUACCUGACUCUUGCGUGCUGCCAGGGACCCAGACGCCGUUUCCCAUGGAACAUCAUCUUGCUGACCCUCUUUACUCUUGCCUUGGGCUUCAUGACGGGCACCAUUGCCAGUAUGCAUAGUACCAAAGCUGUCAUCAUUGCAAUGAUCAUCACUGCCGUGGUGUCCAUUUCAGUCACCAUCUUCUGCUUCCAGACCAAGGUGGACUUCACCUCAUGUACAGGCCUCUUCUGUGUCCUGGGAAUCGUGCUGAUGGUGACUGGGAUUGUCACUGCCAUUGUGCUGUCCUUCAAAUACGUUCCCUGGCUCCACAUGCUCUAUGCUGCUCUGGGGGCCAUUGUUUUCACCCUGUUCCUGGCUUAUGACACACAGCUGGUUCUGGGGAACCGGAAGCAUACCAUCAGCCCGGAGGACUACAUCACUGGUGCCCUGCAGAUCUACACUGACAUCGUCUACAUCUUCACCUUUGUGCUGCAGCUGGUGGGGGAUCGCAAUUAAGGAGCACAUCCCUGUUCCACCCCACCCUGGGCUCUCCCUUCCUAGAGGGCUGGGCCCUGUGACUGGGAUCUCGGCCUCAGACCCUUUUCUGCCCUUCAAGUGAUAUGCCCAGUUUCCUUUUGGCCCUGGGGGUGGUGGCCUCUCUGGCUGUGGAUGUUGUAGUUACCUGGUGGGGCUGGAAGAGCCAGGACUGACUCUUGCCCUUGGUGGGCUCAGCAGGGACUGGGUUGAAGAUGUGUUUUCUCUCCUCUAGCCACUACAUGGCACCAAAUUCUUCUUAACACCUGGAGCUGAGGGGGAGGGCAUGAAAAGAGCCUAUUUCUUGUAGCUAAAAGGGAAUAUGAAAGGGGGAGGUGACUUUAAGGUGAUAAAGUUUCCCCUCCCAUCUCCACCACAGGCUUCUAGGCUAGGUAGCUAUAGCUGUCUCCUCCCUCAGCUCCACAAAGCCAAGAGCUUUGAUCCAGUCACCUGAACUUACAGACCAUUGUCCUGUGCUUCUUUUGCAACCCGUGGCGCCUGCCACUCAGAUCUGGGCACCUGGGCCUCCCUGCUUCACCCCUUCUUCUUUCAGUAUGUGUAUAUAUUGUUUAUCUGGGUGGAGGUAGGAAGAGAAAGCAAGCAAAGUACAAGGGCCAAUCAGAGCAGCACCUGUCCCGGGCACCCUCAUAGCUUGUGGUGGCGGUAGAGAGCAGGUCCAUUUUCAGCCAUCUGGUCCCCAUUCUCCAAAGCUGCUUGGGGCCCCCCCGGGUGGUUCUGAGAUCUCUGUGCUCAGGCUGCUCAGAGCAGAAAGUGAGGGGCGGAGGUCAGGAGAUGGGUGGCUUAUAGGAUUAUAGGUGUGGCCAGGAAGUAACAGGGUGAAGAGAGACUGGGGUGGGGGCAGAAAAAAAUGCCUUGGGGCCCCCACCCUGUCUGAGCGAUAGAUCUGAGCCUACCGUGGCUCCCACAAAGACUUCUGUGUUCUAUCCUCCUGCUAACCGCGGGAGGAUCCUGAGGUGACUUCCUCUCUGUUCUUACUUCCACUGGGCGACUUGAGCCCCGUCACCUCAGCAAACCACCACUUUCUUAACACAGGUGCCUCAAGCUGGAAUGGGGGGGCAAGGGUCACUCUAUCAGGUGGGGGUGGAAGGCCUGUCGGCCCAAGGGUGUAUUUAUGACUUCUCUAUUACGUACUUGGUCCUAAGUAUAUCACACAAAGGGAUACAACCAAAAAUGUAAUAAAAGAUUUAUGUUUAGAAAUUAAAACCCUGUAUGGCUCUGGUGUUCUGUGAAGUUGUCAGCUGGGGAGUGGCAGUCUGGCUCUGCCCAAAGCAUCCACUUCCUACUUUGCAUUCUGGCUUGGUUUCUCCCAUUUUCUAAGAUAAUCUGAUACACCUUCCCCCAGCAAUUCCUGAUGAUGGAUGCCAUAGGCUAGCAAAGUCUCAACCCCUGGGGAGAGGGGAUGUUCAAUCUUGGCAAUACUGGAU
Trichechus manatus latirostris (Florida manatee) is the source of this 2393-nucleotide messenger RNA. RefSeq names its product transmembrane BAX inhibitor motif containing 1 (gene TMBIM1). Lineage: Eukaryota; Metazoa; Chordata; Mammalia; Sirenia; Trichechidae. Gene Ontology annotation, biological process: negative regulation of apoptotic signaling pathway. The record is from RefSeq and is a predicted model, not a curated record. Bases 1 to 930 code for a protein of 309 amino acids. Gene Ontology annotation, cellular component: Golgi apparatus; endoplasmic reticulum. The transcript has 11 exons.